UUUAUCAGUAAAAGAAAAUAUAAUUUUAUUAUCAAGGCAAUAAGGGUGCUCAAGUAUUUUGAUCAUUACUGUAAACUUUCUUGUUGCGCAUUUCUAAUAUGGAAAUUAACAGGAGUUAAAAACGGAAACAGGAAGCGUCUUACAUAAUUAAGAUUAAACAAGACUAAUAAUCAAUAGUCAAAUUAAAUUAACAAAGCUCUAAACUGAGCGCUACUUUAAAACUCAACUUCAUCAUUACAACAAAGUAAAUUAACAGUUCAAAACUUUCCUAUAGACUAACAGUUAAAUAUUUAACACCGCUUUGAUCCAUUAUUAAUCUUACAAAUGAGCGGGCGAUGCAACAAGUCUGCCGCCCGCCCGCCCGUCAGUACCGCCGCGACCAUGGCAUCGGACGGACGUACGAAGCGCUCGCAGUCGAUAUGCGCGCCGGCCUCCGCUAGCAUGGAGGCCCUCGUGGCCCCCAUGGAGACUACACCCGCGCCGCGCCGUCGCCCCGCAGCGCGCUCCCAAUCCGCCAGAAUCACAGGCGGUCGAAGUGUCAGACAUCGGCGGCAGCAACAACAGCAACAGCUGGACAGGGAGACCAGAGCACGCUACAGUUCUGAACCACGAUUAGCAGAAGCAGAAACACCCCCUCAAGUGAGAAGGCAGGCUUCGGCAAGACGUAGACCUCCGCCUGGACAUAACAGCCAACCUCGCCGCUCCAAUGCCUUCCUGGAUGUUCCUAAACCACAUCAACCGGAACAGGAGGAACCUGAUGAGGAUUCCUACCGGCUCCGCACCUUCAACAUCACGCAGAAAGGAGGAAUUGUCAACCGCGGCGACUCAUUCCGCCGCCGCCGCUCCCGCUCCGGCUCGCUCGCACCGUCGCCCGCGCAGCCCGAACCUAGCGAACGACGCGUGGUCGCUCUGCAUAGGGUCGCCAUGGUUGGUGCGCCUGGCGUGGGGAAGACUGCUUUAAUCAGCCAGUUCCAAACUAGCGAGUGUAUUAACGCGUAUGACAGACAAAGAGAUCCUGAUGCAGAACAGAAAGUGUCCAUAAUGCUGAACGGGGAGGAAUCAGAAUUAUACUUCGUCAACUGUACCACUUCUAAGGAGGAAAUCGACCGCUCGGAGCCUCCAGACGCAUUCGUUGUCAUAUACAGCGUGGUCGACAAGGCGUCCUUCCAGAAGGCUGAACAGGAGUUGGCCAGGCUAUUGGACUGCGAUAUGCUGAGGUCAAGGCCAGCUGUGCUGGUUGGGAACAAGAUAGACCUGGCACGGAGUCGGGCAGUCUCCACACAAGAUGGCAAAUGCCUAGCGUGCACAUAUAAAGCGAAGUUCGUCGAAGUCUCCGUCGGAAUCAAUCACAACGUGGACGAACUUCUCGUCGGUAUCCUCAACCAGAUCCGAUUAAAGAAACAACAGUAUUCAGCAGAAGGUGGAAGGGAGUCAUCCCCAGCACAUUGGUACAAGUCCAGAGGCGUAGUACGAGCGAGCAUGAAGGCGCGACAAAUGCUCACCUGGAUAUUCGGUAAAGAAGAUUCCAAAUUCAAAAACUGUGAGAACCUAAACGUCCUGUGAGUAGAAAACGACGGACCUGUGUUCGUCUAAUGGAAUAUGGACUUUAUAACAAGUGUGAUUAAGUGUAAAUUUGCAUUGUGUUCGUUUUAAGUGUUAUAUUCGAGUUUACUUUUUAAUUUUAUUUAGGCCGCGGACACGUUUCAGCCAGUUAGUGAUUAAAGUGGGUGAUAAACGAGUGAAAGUUUAACCAGACAUUAAAGUAGUCUUUUAAAUUCCACGUCGGGAGAAAAAAGCACAAUAUCGGUAACAGUACUUGAAACACGAGGCAUUUUUGAGCCUGUUAUGUUAUUUUAAUGCUGGAACGAUCAGACACUGAGUUGAAAAAACUCUAUGUAACUUAUUAGCUCGGUUAUUACUUACGUUUGAGCAGUUGAUUGCCUUUGGGAUCUUAGGCCGAAAAAGUACCAUUAAGUAUAAAGACCAAUAAGCAUAGUCUUUUCACCUAGAGGUCUAUUGUCGCCUAACCAAAAGGUGUAAACGAAUAAAAGGGCUAUUCAGCCUCUCAUUUUCACAAAUAGCUGCAUCUCUAUCGAUUAGCCAACCCUGAAAACAAUCAACUCGCACGCUCGCAAAAUGGCUACAAUAUGUCAUCAUGUUUUAUUCCUCUCUAACGCGUAAGAGAGAGGAAUAAAGCGAAUACGUUUCCAAAAUGGAGUAGUAACGCCAAAUAGCGAAAUUGGUAGAUUUAAAUUGUUAUUGUGCCAAAUUUUCGAGAGAAUUUAAUCUAUAAUCGUUAAGUGUGUUAAGCUAGGUAAAGGAAAAUUAAGUGAGAAAAACAGUAUUUUCCCCGUGUUUAUCUUAAAAUGACGUAUCAGCAAUAUUUUACUCGUAAGUGACACAAUUUAUCAUGUAGUUUAAUAUAUAUCGAUUAUUGGACCAUGCUGUGUAUUGUAAAAUAUAUAACUUGUAUCUAUGUAUAUACAUCCUGCAACAAUAGAUUAUUAUUAGUAAAACAAAUCUUUGAAAGACCAAAUUUAACUUGGAAACAUAAAUAUUAAUACGUAAUAAUAUAUAACUAUAUCCUCCUUCCAUAUACAGAAAAGUUAGUCCAAAAGGCAUUCUUUUAAACUCAUACGACCCAAUCUGUAUUAUAAAUGCAGUUUAUCUAAUUUUUCAGUUAUAAUAUUAGAAUAAAAUAUAAUUAUAUAACCAAAAUCCUAAGGGUGUCCGCUAGCUGGCGCGGGUGCACGAAGCGAGCGCACGCACGCGGGUGACAUUGCUUAAUGGGAUAUGCAAAAUCUGUUGCACCGGUUGCACGCGUCCGCGCCAAUCAGCGUCGCUCAUACGAUUUUUCGUUAACCCGCUCACCCACUCUGUGCAACCGCGCCAGCUAGCGAACGCCCUAUGAAGUAGAACCUCUAAAUUGCAUAUUCAGUAUAUUAUAAGUAAUAUACGACCUUUCUAUGAAUACGUAAAUUAAUCUUCUAAUAUUAAUCAGGGUCCACUUAUUCCUUCCAUCCACGCCAAACCUUAAUCUACAAAUUAAAACUAAAUUAAUUAACAUUAAAGAAAAAUGUACAACAAUUUUGAUAAAAAGCACUUAGAAAGAAAGGGUCAGCUGAGCUCUCCCUAACCAUAUUUUAAUUUAGG
This is a messenger RNA of Cydia pomonella (codling moth), 3153 nucleotides long. Its product is annotated as GTP-binding protein REM 1. The record is from RefSeq and is a predicted model, not a curated record. Bases 325 to 1563 code for a protein of 412 amino acids. The transcript is spliced from 5 exons. Gene Ontology annotation, cellular component: plasma membrane. Gene Ontology annotation, molecular function: GTPase activity; GTP binding; calcium channel regulator activity. Lineage: Eukaryota; Metazoa; Arthropoda; Insecta; Lepidoptera; Tortricidae.